Molecule: messenger RNA, 1683 nt
Organism: Plasmodium knowlesi strain H
Lineage: Eukaryota; Apicomplexa; Aconoidasida; Haemosporida; Plasmodiidae
Product: CPW-WPC family protein
Exons: 1
Coding region: 1-1683 (560 amino acids)
Source: RefSeq, a predicted model, not a curated record
AUGACGAAAGGGCUAACGUUUGUUUGCUUUGUCUCUGCCUGGCUCAUCCUCUGUGUUGUAUUCCAGAACUGCUCUGGCCAAGUAAGCGCGGGAGGUAAAAAUGAAAUUUCGCACACGAGUGAAAAAAAUGAGCAGGUUCACCAACGGGGGAAUAGGAAGAUACAUAAAUACAACUUUGGGUCUUUGAAAAAAAAACUGCACAUAGAAAGUAAAAAUAAUGGAAUGGACAAAGUGGGAGCCCAGUCAAGUGACCAAAGGCAUGAUAAUCAAAUUGAGGGAGGGAUAGAAAUUUCCACCGGGAAAACGAAUGAGGGGAAGGAAAAGCUGUCCCCUGAGGAUGAAUAUACUAAGUGCAUCGAUAUGAUCGAGAAGCAGUUUAAAGACCAGGCGGAUGAAAAAAUUAGGGAGGAGUUGGAAAACCUGUGUUCAAAAAAGAGGGAACAGGAUGAAGCGGAAAAAGCGGCCGCCCAGGAAGUCCAAACCAAAUGGAAACUGAACGAAGAGGUGAAACGAAAGAUGCACACACAUGGUGGCGACACGGAAAACGACAACAAGAGGUACAUAAUUUCACAGCUUGGUCUCUCCACGAAACUGGAUGUACCAUUGGAAGUUUUGAAGGAAUCCCUAUGGGAGGUGAAAAACUGCGUAAGGGAUUACACACAAAAAUGCCCACUGAACUGGAAAGUAAAUGAGACGAAUGAAACUUUUUGUGUCGCCCCAGAGUCAUACAUAGGUACAUGCGGAAAACAAAUAAAAAACAACCUAGAUGUGGAUGGAAAAAUGCAAAUGGAAAAAAAAUGCUCCAUAUUUUGGAAAUGCGAUUAUAAAUGUAUCCAAGACUUUGAGGGUUCCGUGUGUCCCAUAGAUUGGGUUAUGGAAAAGGAAGAACAGUAUGGCUACUGCAAAUCGCCCGAUGAAUACACAGGAAAAUGCAUACGGAAAAUAAAAUUUAGUAAUAUGUCCAGUAAGGAGAAGGCUAUUUAUUCUAACCUGUGUGAUGUCAGAUGGCCAUGUAAAAAAAAAUGCACUCAUGAUUAUUCCGUUUUGUGUCCAAUUGGAUGGAUCGAAGGGGCAGAUGGAUAUUGCCUUGCCACAAGUAGCUACUCCGGAAAUUGCCAAAAAAAAAUGUUCCUAAAACACCUUGAUCAAGUGAUGAAGCAGACGUAUGAACACAAGUGCCAAUUCAAUUAUCCAUGUAUGCACUCCUGCGAAAAGAAUUACAAUUAUCUCUGUCCCAAUUUGUGGAUCCCUGUGGGCGACAAGGAAUGCACUCCCUCCGAAAACUACAACGGCAGGUGCAAACAUAAUUAUAUUUUCAAAGGCAACAUUAUGGAGGAGGAAAAAAAAAACUUCGAAAAAAUGUGCCAAGUGUCUUACCCUUGUGUUAAGGAUUGUAAAAGAGAUUACUCUUUUAACUGCCCCAUUGGAUGGAAAGAAACGCUGAGCUUUUGUCUGGCUCCCACGUCUUACCGAUACGGUUGUGAAAAGAUGAUGCGGAAAAAUAUCAGCGAGGAGGAAAAAAUCCAAAUUAGUGCCAAGUGCCUGGUCUUUUGGCCCUGCUCCAACUACGAAGUUCUCCUGAAGAACCUCCUGCACAGCAACAUUUCCCCGGCUGACUAUUUGUCCGUGGCCAAUGGGCCCGUCAACGAGGCCACCGGGGCGGUUGUUCGGUUGAUCAAUUGA